GCGUUCACUAUUAUCGACUUGUUCCUUGAACAAAUCUGAUCUGCAGCAAAAUGAGUGGAAGAGGCAAAACCGGUGGCAAAGCCAGGGCCAAGGCUAAGACUCGCUCAUCCAGGGCAGGACUGCAGUUUCCUGUAGGCCGUGUGCACAGGCUUCUGCGUAAAGGCAACUACGCUGAGCGCGUCGGUGCCGGCGCUCCCGUUUACCUGGCGGCUGUGCUGGAGUAUCUGACCGCUGAGAUUCUGGAGUUGGCUGGCAACGCUGCCCGUGAUAACAAGAAGACUCGUAUCAUUCCCCGACACUUGCAACUCGCCGUGCGUAACGAUGAGGAGCUGAACAAACUGCUCGGCGGAGUGACCAUCGCUCAGGGUGGUGUGCUGCCUAAUAUUCAGGCUGUACUUCUGCCCAAGAAGACUGAGAAGGCUGUCAAGACCAAGUAAAGUCGUCCAAUGCUGUGUUUGUCAGUACCCAAAGGCUCUUUUAAGAGCCACC
Silurus meridionalis is the source of this 489-nucleotide messenger RNA. Its product is annotated as histone H2A. The coding region runs from base 51 to 437 and encodes 128 amino acids. Lineage: Eukaryota; Metazoa; Chordata; Actinopteri; Siluriformes; Siluridae. The record is from RefSeq and is a predicted model, not a curated record. Gene Ontology annotation, molecular function: DNA binding; structural constituent of chromatin; protein heterodimerization activity. The transcript has a single exon. Gene Ontology annotation, cellular component: nucleosome.